UCCUCCUCCUCCUUCCUUUAAUCUCUACAGCUUAUAUAUGUAUAUAUAUAUAUAUAAGAAGUACAUGAGAUGAGAGAGAUCAAUAACCCUCCUUCAACUAAUUCAAGAACCUGAUUGGCAAGCAGCCAGCAGACACUAACUUACAAACACUAUUUUAGACUCAUCACACACAACCAACCAACAUCCAACCAAUCUAUCUCUGUCGCGACUCUCAUCCCUCCUGCUAUAGCUCUAGUCUCCAAGUCUCAUCAAAUAUAUACAACCAUCAUUUACUCUCGAUCGAUAUUUGCAGGCGCACAAGGACAAAAGCAUAUAUACUUAAUUGCUACUAUUAUAAUUAGAUCGAUCGAGCUAUAUACCUAUAGCUAAGAAAGUUAAAAAUUUCUGAGAAGAAAUGACUUGGAGUUGACAUGAUUUCUCGCCAUAUUCAACGGUGACGAUGAAUGCAGCUGUUGAAAUCAAUUCAACCAAGCAGAAGAAAACAAUGGAGUUGGAGUCAUCAGCUGUGCCACCAGGGUUUAGAUUCCAUCCAACAGAAGAAGAAUUGGUGGGUUACUAUCUUAGGAGAAAAAUUAAUUCUGAAAAGAUUGAUUUAGAUGUUAUCACUGAAGUCGAUCUUUACAAAAUAGAACCAUGGGAAAUACAAGAUAAGUGCAAGUUAGGCUACGAAGAAGAGAAUGAAUGGUACUUCUUCAGUCACAAAGACAAGAAAUAUCCGACAGGAACACGAACCAACAGAGCCACAACGGCAGGAUUUUGGAAGGCAACUGGGAGAGACAAAGCCGUGCUUUCUAAGCAAAGGAUUAUAGGGAUGAGAAAGACCUUAGUAUUUUAUAAAGGUCGGGCACCUAAUGGAAAGAAAAGUGACUGGAUCAUGCAUGAAUAUCGACUUCAAACAUCUGAACAUGGACCUCCUCAGGAUGAAGGAUGGGUUGUCUGUCGAGCAUUCAAGAAACCAACUCCAAGCCACAGACAAGGAUAUGAGGCUUGGAAUCAUGCUUAUUACCUCAAGGUAGCUUCUCAAAAUUUCAACAAAAAAGGUGGAGGCUACCAAGCAUUUGAUAGUAAUGCUACAAGUAGUAGCUCAAUGCAAUUAGAUGAUUCUAGUUAUCAUCAGCAACAACAAGGUAAUGCUAAUUUCCACCAUAAUUAUUUUGGUUGUGGUGAUCAAGACCAACUUGGUUCGAGUAAGCAUCAAUAUUAUAACUUGGAUGAUAAUCAAGUCAUGGAACUCCCACAACUAGAAAGUCCAUCUAUAUCCACAAGCUUAGCAACAACAGAAUUUGAUGGUAAUAAUGGUACUAAUGUGGGUUUCGAAGAAGAAAGGAACAACUAUGGAGCGCAGUUCGUCGACUGGAAAUCUGUGGAUAGAUUGCUCGCCUCAGAAUUAACUGAAAUGCCAUCUUCUCCUCAUGCAGUUGAAGCCCUGCCGCCACCACAAAAUGGUUAUUCCGUCCAUAACCAAGGAAGCUAUUUCCGUGAAUGUUUUCCGGAUUUGUAAUGAUCGUAAAAAAAAAAAAAAAAAAAAAAAAAAAAGAAACACGAAUAGAGUUAUCGACCAAUAUGUUCGAUGAAGUUGGUACCGCACGACAUAACAAUUAUUUCAUGAGGACUACGAACAGAUAUAAUUAAUUUACUGACGAUGAACUGAAGUUGUUAGAAUAUCAACAAUUAAUAAUUGACUUGUAUGAGUGAUUGAAAACGGUGAUUAGACAAAGAAGAAUUCUCAUAAAUCUUGUGAUUAGGGGGAUAUCUUCCCAUUAACGAGUUUAGGAUAUUAGUAAUUUAGAGUCCAUCUCUUUUAAAGCUUUGUAUCAAUUGUGUAUUACUUACUAUAUAUUAUGUUACAGAAUUUAUUUUGCAA
This is a messenger RNA of Papaver somniferum (opium poppy), 1864 nucleotides long. Its product is annotated as NAC domain-containing protein 30-like. Bases 440 to 1501 code for a protein of 353 amino acids. Gene Ontology annotation, biological process: regulation of DNA-templated transcription. Gene Ontology annotation, molecular function: DNA binding. The transcript is spliced from 5 exons. Lineage: Eukaryota; Viridiplantae; Streptophyta; Magnoliopsida; Ranunculales; Papaveraceae. The record is from RefSeq and is a predicted model, not a curated record.